UGCUUUUAAUAAACUUUCCAAUCAGCUCACGAGUUAAAAAGUGCCCUUGCUGGUGCUGGCUUCCUCACUUUGCCCACUUGCCUCCCUCCCUCCUUUCGUUCCCUCCUUCCAUUCUCCGUUUGUCAAGGCGUAAUUGAGUCCAAGGGAGGAUCAGGUUCCCUUGCCUUGGAGUCCAGAAAUCUUUCAUAGCAAGUCCCAGCGGGCAAGGAAAACCACAGCUGGAAGGGGGGAAAGGAAGAGACAAGUGAGUGAUCCUGUCCAGAAAGGAGAGAGAGCAGCUGGAGAAACAGCUUCCUCAGCAGCGGCAGCAGCAGCAGCAGCAACAGCAGCGGAGUCAGCGGGGCUGUUCCUACCCUAUCUCCUGCCGCUAGAAUCCUAGCAGCCAGCCUCCUCUCUCCAUUGACCAUCAGCCAGAGCAGGAGAGCGGAGAUUCACAACUCCAAAAUGCAGCCGCAACAGCAGCAACAGCAGCGUCGAAAAUUUGCAGCUGCCUUCCUGGCCUUCAUUUUCAUUUUGGCAGCUGUGGACAUGGCUGAAGCUGGCAAGAAAGAGAAACCAGAAAAAAAGGUGAAGAAAUCAGACUGUGGGGAAUGGCAGUGGAGCGUGUGUGUCCCGACCAGUGGGGAUUGUGGGCUGGGUACCCGGGAGGGCACCCGAACUGGUGCAGAGUGCAAACAAACCAUGAAGACUCAAAGAUGUAAGAUCCCAUGCAACUGGAAGAAACAAUUUGGAGCAGAGUGUAAAUACCAGUUCCAGGCCUGGGGAGAGUGUGAUGCAAACACUGCCUUGAAGACAAGAACGGGAAACCUGAAGAGAGCUCUUCAUAAUGCUGAGUGUCAGAAGACAGUCACCAUCUCCAAGCCAUGUGGGAAAGUUACCAAACCCAAGCCACAAGCAGAAUCCAAGAAGAAGAAAAAGGAAGGCAAGAAACAGGAGAAGAUGUUGGACUAAAAGACAGCAAGCUGGGCAGUACAUGAAAGGGACAUCAGCAAACAUGCUCAGUUAACAGUUUUAUUUACACCAACCGUAGGGGUUCUAUCCUAAAGUUAUUUAUAGCUUAAUUAUACAAUAGGCAGAAAGAAAAAAAAAGAACUUUUUUAUAGUAGUAUUUUUUCAUGUGUAACCAUAACACUGUUAGGUGCCUGUAUUAAAAGACUGUAAUUCCAUUUAGAAAUUUAUUUCUAUUAUACAAUGAACAAUUUAUGAAAACUUAAAGUCAAUUUUUCAAAUUUGAGUCAUGCACAAUUUUAGGUCUAAAAUCAACCAUCUCUAUAUAUUGUUUUUCUUUUGGUGGGAGUUAAAAUUUCAUAUGACUGAGUAAAUACAUUCUCAGGUUAGAUGCCCUUCCUACCCCCUUUUCAAAUUUAAACUUUUUACCAGGCUAAAUAAAAUUGAAUUCCUCUGCCCAUUUAUUACAGGUACAAAUGUCAUCUUUUUAACCAAUGAACUCUUCUUUGCUUUUAGUCAGUUAAAAGAGGAAAGGUCAGUAAUCUUAAACCUUUUCCUAUGUUCUGGACCAAAUGGUGUUUUUUUUUUAACGCAAAAAUAUUAUUUUGUGUUAGAAAUGGUCUCCUAUUUUGGCAUCAGUGUUUAUUUUCUAGACAAAAGAGAUUUUCUUUUUCAUUUGAAAAAUUGCUAGUAAGAAAAAUACUCUGUUUUGUGAAACAAUUCACUUCCAUAACCCUCCCCUACCUCCCACCAUACUGCCCCACUCCCACUCCACCCAGUCUACCUAUUAGCAAUGAGAAUUUUUCACUUAGAUUUAGUUAAAAGACUUUUGUGCAUGAGCAGAAGAUUUUUUUUUUUUAGUGAUGCUUUUUUCCUUUACAUCAAUUACUGGAAAGUGUGGUUAGUUUGGUGCUAUUGGCCUCAGGCAAGGCCACAUAUAGGACUGGCUUAGGGGAAGAGGAAAGAAUUACAUUUUUAAUGGAAAGGUUUACAGUUGCAAAGCACAUACCAGUCCUAGAGUAACAAUGUGAGAAAUGGAAGAGUGCGAGCCCUGUGUCUAUGCCAGGCUGUUUGGUUCCAAUAGAUAUCAUGUGAGUGCCAAAGACCAUCUGUGUAGCACCUUCAUCUCUUGGCCUUGCAAGGGACUUUUAUAAAGGAAACAGAGCUAUAAUUAGGAAUUUAGGGGACCAGGGAAAACAGCACAAACUGUAUCCCCCCAAUAAACCUUGAAAUUCAUGAUAUGCAGAUAGUAAAAUAAGUAAGCAGGACCAAAUCAGUUGAAAAGGGGGAGUUAGUUACCACAGUGGCUCACAGAUGGGUGCUAUUAACUGCCUGUGAACUUGUAGCCUCCUAUCUUUUUUCAUGUUAACUAGGUAGUUAUAAGUUCCUAGUUAGUAAUUUCUUAUUUCUAGCUGCAGAAGUGCAUGCGUUAAAUCUUUGUAUUCUCUAAACAUUGGUGCCCUGGAGCAAAGCCUCAAUCAUACCAUUCCAGUUAUGUCUCUGAAUGAAAGAUUUCUCUGAUUCUAUGAGAGAUAGAAAGCUGUUUGACAUUGGCUAAGUUCAAAGCAUCAAUCUUUUCUAUCAACUAUUCCAUAUCAACUAUUUCCAUAUCAACAAUUCCAAUCAACUAUUCUGCAAGGCAGAAGAUUAAAAUUAUUGCUAUGUUUAUUUUAAGGAAGGAAUAUAUAUACCAGUAAUCUUAAAAGGGCACGAGAUCCAUUCCCAGAAUAGUUUCAUCUCUUCUACCAUUGGUCUGGCCCAUCUCAUACUAAAUUCUUGGCAAAGUCUCACCAUUAGGGAGGCUGUGCUCAAUUCUGCCUCUGAACUAAAUUCCAACCUACCAAAUAAUUAGGGAUAAGGGCUAUGCCUUGAGAUUGAUUCCCAUUUAAUAAAAACAGAAUGCCUUAGAAAAUACAAAUGAUAGCCAGAUGCAUAAGAAAUGAUGUCUUUUUUUAAGCCAACUCCAAUCAAAGGGGGGAAUAUGCACAGGGGGUAUAGAAGGAUGAGGUGAAAGAAAUGUAUUGCAUCCAACUGUCUGUUGGCUAUUCAAGAUUUCAUACAACUAAAUGAUGGGAGUGAUGGAAGGAGGUAUGUUACAUUUUAUUAGCUUGUCAUUAGCAUUGCUUAUCCAUUAGCAUUUACUACGGGUACUGGUCAAAAAACAACAGCUCAUGCAUCAGUAAUGAGUCAGAGCAAGAUCUCUCAAGUGACAGCCUGGUAAAUAUCCAUGCCACACUCCUGUAUUGACAGGACAUUAUGAGAAGCCAAAGAAAUGUAGGAGAUUUCUGUUGUUUUAUCUCCAGCCCUUAACAAACCAUAUAAUUGACCCUCUGAUUCUUUUCCUUGUUAUGGAAAAAAAAAAGGUCAGUUUGUAUAACAAGGCUGUAAUCUCAGUUGCAUAUGUGUGAAAUUAGAUUUCCUUCCAACUGCCAUAACCAUUCUACCGAAACUGGCUUUCUCUGACUUGCUAAAUCAUAAUGAGAAACUGAGGAGAUGAGGAACAAAAAAGCCCAGGCUCUAAACAUGGGUGAUUAUUGCAUUUGGUGGUGGUGGUGAAACAACAGAUGAUCCCCACAGACCUGGGAGUCUCAGAAAACACCAGGGGAAGCCUUUCUCCAAGCUCUUUUCAUUUCAUGAGCGUUUAAACCUGCUAAACCUGGAGGAAAUGGGUGGUGAUACAGAGAGAACUCUACUAGAUUUCCCUAUGUAUUUCAAGGGUUUCCAUUCAAGUAUUUGCCAGUUACCCAAGCAGAAGAAUACAGUUGGCAUGAGGCUUUCUUACAAAACCUUCUGGCAAGUUAGAAAGAGAAUCUCCAUUAAAGGGCUCCCAGUAAUCAUGUCUUAGUGUUCAGGAGGGGUGCUAUCCCUUGACAACUUCUAACACAUGUCUACUUUCUUAGUUAUUCUCACUUACCAUGAAGAGCUAUGACUCUGCUUCAUCCCUGAUUUGUGCAGGUUAUGAGGAAGAAGGACAAGAAAGGAGUCGAGGCCCACAUGUCAGGGCAGAUGGUGGCAAAUGAGUUCCCAAAAGCCUAAGAGAUUACAUAUAGAAUUCCCAAUCUCUCAAGGUCUUUCAGAGGGUGGUUCUUUGAGAUAGUUACAUCCUUGAAACCAUUUCUACCUAGGGUCAUAUAGGAAGUUGAAAAACUAUAUAUCCCAUGAUGAAGAAUCUGAUUACUUAGGAACAAAAUUCACUUUCAAGAAGAGCUUUCUCUAGCCUCACUUCUAGGAUACCACAUUAAGAAAUAAGGAGAAGAAAAUUCUAUCUCAUUAUCCAAGUUCAGGAUAAUAGGGAUAGAGAGCCAUGCUUAGGUUUGUUCUGGGACUGAAAGAUUGAAAGAUGAACUUGUAGAAAACCUGGGUUGCUUUUAAACUGAGAAAAACUAAAGAAAAGAAUGGUAGUGAGUCCUGGAUAGCACUUAAUUUCUACAUGCAUUUAUUUGAAAGCCAUUGAAAUUUGGCUCUUACUGCUGUCAAUUUUUACCCGCAUGUGUUUCAAAGUGACUGGAGGCAAUGAAUGAAAUCCUUAAAAUAAAGGCAUAGAUUUCUUACCCCUCCUUAAGCAUUGAUUUCUCAGUCACUUCCUAUAUAUUAUCUAACCUAAGGAGAGCCAGAAUUCAAUCAACUUCUGAACUCAUAAAUGUUUGAGCGACCUGUGAGAAAGGCUACACAAUUUUUUCCAUAAAAAAAAAGAUGAUUCAGUUGGCUUCACCUUCUUAAGUGAAGAGUAAAGGAAUUAAGGAGACUUUUUGGGGUGUGAUCUUUUAUGAAGGAAAGAGAAAAGAGUAUUUUCCCUCAGAUUAUAUAGUUAUAACACUCUUUCCAAGUCUGAAAAAUCAAAGCUUUGCUAGAAUGUUGUAUGUGAUUCUAGUCUGCUAAAUGGGAAGGAGGCAAAGAAUUUCUCCCUUCCUAGUCUUCUUCCACAAUGACAAGGGCAGGAAAUGAGUCCUGAAAGCAAUUUAUCAAGGCACUGAUUCCAGUUUUAAAAGAACUUAUUUUCCAAUGAGUUUGCUCAAGAGGGAAGAAGGUCCUGAGUGUGCAGCAAGUAGUGCCUACCUCAUACUUGUCUGGAAUGCUGGCUUCCAGGGGAAGGACAGUGUGGAGGACACUUCAAAGAGGGUGACUAAUGUCCCCUUGCUACAGUAAUGGCUCUCUUUUAUUGCUCCCAGUCACCCAUUAUGCCAAGUAGAAACCAAAGUUAAAAUAUGCCCUCAGGGUGACCUGGCAGUGCCUGGGCAGGGUAGCCAAUGAAAUAUCUCAGUUCGAGAAUGUUUUCAUGUGAGGAAAUGAUGGUCUAAAUGACUAUUCCACUUGAGAAGGGAGGAAAAAUCAACAGAUCUUCCACUCCCUGCACCCGAAACUUUGCUCUUAUAGCUUAAAAUAAGAAAAUAUAUUCAAAUACAAACUUAACAGGCACAAAAGAUUGAUGAAUCUCAUGUAUAUACCUAUUAAACAUUAUAGUACCAAGUUACUCAUGGGGUUGGGUGAAGUUUUUUUUUAAUUUUUUUUUUUUGUAUAUUGAUUGUUAGAAGCAUAUUAUCUUUUGGUCUUUAAAAUCUGCACGAAAGCCAUAUAUCUGCAUAAUAGAAUAAAAACAAGAAUAAUCCUGAUAUAAUAUCCCUAAUGGUUUCCUAGCCUCCUGUGAUGGUGGGAUGCCUUAGAGAAUGUACACAUCUAUUGAUUGUAUCUACCUACUUGACUUGCUCUUAGUGGAGAUAAAAAAUAAAAAAAAUAAACUAAUCAAAGAGAA
Messenger RNA from Phascolarctos cinereus (koala), 5698 nucleotides. It is a transcript of the gene PTN, whose product is annotated as pleiotrophin. NCBI's taxonomy places the organism in Eukaryota, Metazoa, Chordata, Mammalia, Diprotodontia, Phascolarctidae. Gene Ontology annotation, cellular component: extracellular region. The record is from RefSeq and is a predicted model, not a curated record. Gene Ontology annotation, molecular function: growth factor activity.